AUGGCGGAUUUCGUUGUGCCUUCAUCUUUCAGACCAGAGACCGACGCACAGUAUAGGUUAAAAGGCCCUAUGCACGCUCAACGCCAUGUACGCAUUAUCUGUGUUGGCGCCGGUGCUUCUGGUCUUUUGAUGGCAUACAAAUUGCAACGACACUUCUCCAAUUAUUCACUCACAGUCUACGAAAAAAAUUCAGAGGUUUCUGGUACAUGGUACGAAAAUCGAUACCCAGGAUGUGCUUGCGACGUUCCCUCACACAAUUACACAUGGUCUUUUGAACCAAAGCUCGAUUGGUCCGCCGUAUAUGCUAGUUCACGAGAAAUUUUUCAGUAUUUCAAUGACUUCGCCCAUAAAUAUGGUCUUCGACGUUUUGUGAAGACGCAGCAUCAAGUCGGUGGUGCUUUUUGGAACCAACAAAAGGGUGGCUACGAUGUACAGGUUCAGGACUUGAGCACUGGAAAAACUCAUACAGAUCAUUGCGAUAUCAUGAUCAACGCUUCGGGUAUUCUAAACAACUGGGCAUGGCCUGCUAUCCCAGGCCUUGAUCGGUACAAGGGCGUCCUCCUACAUACUGCAAACUGGGAUGAGAAUGUAGAUCUUGAAGGGCGUCAUGUUGGCCUGAUUGGUAACGGUUCAUCGGGCAUUCAGGUCCUUCCCACAAUUCAGCCUUAUGUGAAAAAGUGUACCACCUUCAUCCGAGAACCUACCUGGGUGUCCCCUGUUCAGGGGCUCGAACAACAUGUCUUCACUGACCAAGAGCGCCUCGAAUUUGCAACCAAUCCCGAUGCUCUUACUAAAUACCGACGAGACAUCGAGCGAGGCCUAAACGGGCAAUUUGGCCUUUUCCUCAAAGGCACAAACACUAACAACGACACCGAGACAUAUUUCCGUGAACAGAUGUCUGGAAAGCUUCAAAAUGACUAUCUCGAAAAGCGACUCAUUCCUGACUGGCAUGUUGGCUGCCGACGCCUCACACCAGGCAUCGGCUAUCUCGAGUCGCUGGGUAAGGAGAAUGUCGAGACCGUAUACGGCGAAAUCAACGAAAUCACCGAGCGCGGCUGCCUUUGCGACAAUGGUCAAGAAUACCCCGUGGAUGUUCUCAUCUGUGCUACGGGUUUCAACACGUCAUUCAAGCCUCGCUUCCCUGUCGUUGGCCCUGGAGGCAAUAACCUGCAGGAUGCUUGGGCAGAUGAGCCCCGGUCCUACUUUGGCAUCGCCGCCCCAGAUGUGCCAAAUUAUCUGAUCUUUCUGGGUCCCAACUGUCCCAUCGGCAAUGGCCCCGUGUUGUCCGCCAUUGAAGCACAAGCGGACUACAUGUGCAAACUCAUCGACCGUUUCCAAACACAUAAUAUCGCGACAUUCGCGCCUAAAGCUGAAGCUGUAGACGACUUCAUCGCGCACAAGAAUCAGUUUAUGAAUGGAACUGUAUGGCAAGACCCAUGUCGCUCGUGGUACAAGGCUGGCAAGCCGAACGGACCCAUCACAGCUUUAUGGCCUGGAUCUACACUGCAUUAUAUCGAGGCUAUGAUGGAAGUUCGCCUUGAUGACUGGGACGUACAAUACUCAGGGAACCGGUUUGCUUGGCUCGGCAAUGGGUAUUCGCAGACGGAGCUCGAUCCCACGGCCGAUUGGGCAUAUUACAUUCGCGAAAAGGAUGACGAUGCACCGCUUUCAAGAAGGAGAAAGCUGCAGCUUAUCAACAAGAGUGGCACAGUUUCGCAAGUCGAUAGUGGAGUGAAUUUCACGGGGAAGAGGGAGCAAAAUGGAAUGGGGAUUGCAGAAUCGAAAUUAUGA
Molecule: messenger RNA, 1791 nt
Organism: Periconia digitata
Lineage: Eukaryota; Fungi; Ascomycota; Dothideomycetes; Pleosporales; Periconiaceae
Source: the annotation of a GenBank genome assembly